Molecule: messenger RNA, 860 nt
Organism: Lycium ferocissimum
Lineage: Eukaryota; Viridiplantae; Streptophyta; Magnoliopsida; Solanales; Solanaceae
Exons: 1
Coding region: 395-718 (107 amino acids)
Source: RefSeq, a predicted model, not a curated record
UCCAUCAUCCUUUCUUCUCCUUAUCAUUCUGAAAACAUUUUCCUUUUGUUCACCAGAAAAACAAUUUAACCCUCAUCCUAGUUUCUUUUUCUGAUUCUUGAAACACUUCCCUAUUUUCAAGAUAAAAUUCGUUACACAGAUACCAUCAAAACCCAGUUUUCGAAAUACCACAUCAGUUCUAUCACCGUUAAUCCUAAGUUAUCAGGGGGCGCUAGACAUCUAAAUUCAAAGAGUUCUAUCUUUUUUGUCAGCGGAUUUCGCUCAAAACUCCUUCCCUCGAUAGUCUUGAGUUGUUUGGGAGAAACACAAAUAUUUCUCAAAAGUGACAGUAUCAAGAAUAUCAAAGAUAACUUUUCUUUCAUCUAGCAGUAUAAAAUCUUUCCAAUCAAGAAACAUGCAGAUUCUCCGUUCCAAUGAAACCAUCACUCCAAAGCUUUCAUUUCCACCAGCAAAGUCACCACUAGUUGGCAGAACCAACAGGCCAACUAGUAAGUUUCUUGCAUCACCAAGGUCUAAACACAGAGAUUCAUCACCCCUCAUUUCAAGAAGACCAGUGAGGACAACAGCAACAAGCCAUUAUAGUCUACGAAAAGUUCAUGGAUCGGCGAACAAAGAGAUCAUAAAGAGGGCAUUAACACCACCAGCUCGUCGACCAACCUUGAGAUGGUUGGAUUUUAAGCCAACUCCUAGUCGCCUUUGUAAUAUGUCUGCAGCAUAGUUUUGGUCUUUGUAGUUUCUUGGAUAUAGGAUGUGAUGUACAAAAGAAGCUCAAAUACAUCAGAGUUUCACUUGUUUUUUUGAGAAUGGUAACAUUAGUUUCACCUGUUUAUUCUUUAUAUAGAUUAUUCUGGACUUCCCAA